Messenger RNA from Ziziphus jujuba (common jujube), 1084 nucleotides. RefSeq names its product protein STRICTOSIDINE SYNTHASE-LIKE 12-like. Gene Ontology annotation, biological process: biosynthetic process. The coding region runs from base 29 to 994 and encodes 321 amino acids. Lineage: Eukaryota; Viridiplantae; Streptophyta; Magnoliopsida; Rosales; Rhamnaceae. Gene Ontology annotation, molecular function: strictosidine synthase activity. The record is from RefSeq and is a predicted model, not a curated record. The transcript has 3 exons.
UUUGGCCUUAAAAGUAGCAACAAUAAUCAUGCUUUCCAUUCUCAUCUUUUUCUUCUGCUUUCCCUCUGUAGUUUUUUCCAUUUCGAAUUGUAAGAAGAUUGAUUUGCCACUGACAGCGGUUGGCCCUGAAUCCUCCACCUUCGACUCAUGGGGACAAGGACCUUACACGGCUAUAUCAGAUGGAAGAGUUGUGAAAUAUAAUGGACCAGGAGUUGGUUAUGUAGACUAUGUCAUCACUUCACCAUUUAGGUCUAAGAGAGAGUGUGAUGGUACCAAUAACCCAGAGUUGUGGCCUAAAUGUGGGAGACCAAUUGGGAUUGCCUUCUACUUUCUGAAAAACCAGCUCUUUAUUGCCGAUGCUUAUCGAGGACUACUCGUUGCAGGACCUAAUGAAAGGCUUGCAACACAAAUUGCCACUAGCGCAGAAGGGCUACCCUUCAAAUUCCUUGAUGGUUUAGAUGUUGACCAACUAACAGGAAACGUCUACUUCACAGAUGCCAGCUCUGUAUACACCUUAAGGCAAUUUGCACAAGCUGUUGCUGCCAACGAUGCGUCUGGAAGGUUACUAAAGUAUGACCCCAAAACCGGGCAAGUUACAGUACUGCAAAGGGGGCUUUCAGGAGCAGCUGGGGUUGCUGUGAGCUUAGACAGCUCAUACGUCCUUGUCACAGAGUACAUCGCUAAUAGAAUUCAGAAAUUUUGGCUGAGAGGUCCCAAAGCCAACACAUCAGAAAUCUUGGUUACCUUGGAAGGAAGGCCUGACAACAUUAAGAGGACACCAGCUGGGAAUUUCUUGGUGGCUGUGACAAUACAAAAUGCAAGUACACAAACAAUUGUCGCCACGGCAGUAACAAUAAAUGGAGUGGGCAACAUUCGGCAGAGUGUGUCUCUUGGCCCCCCAUAUGAUAAUACGUCAAUUAGUGAAGUUUUAAAGUUUCGUCAUUCAUAUUAUAUAGGAUCCUUGAUGGCUGAUUUUCUUGGUGUUUGUAACUAAUGUAAUGGGUUCUGGCUGUCGUUUGUAUACCUAAUUAAAAACUAGACAAAAUAACUAUAUUGAAUAAAUAUAACAGAAAAUUUCAUUUUA